ACGCCGGGGACGCGCAUGAUCGGGGACGCGCAUCACCUGACACGCGCAUUGGUCGGAAUCUAUGCAAUAUUAUAGUUAUCGCGAUAGGUGAAUCAUGGAGUCAUAAUCCAUGAAGGAAGCCGUUGAAACAACGAGCAUACAGUUAUAUUUUACCCGCAACCAUCUGGACAAUCUAUCUAUCUUUUUCCCCAUCAUUUUUCUGCCUGAAAAGUUUUGCUCUUGACAGCUAAAUGGACCCAGUAGUUUUGUCUUCACAAAAAGGAAAGUCUGAGGCAAUUUCUGCUCAGACCCAGUGAACUGUCCAUGGCCCGUGUUCUUUCCCUGUUUCGGCCUCAGCCUUUUCUGGCCCACGUGGGCAGAAGAAAACCUACGUUGUGCAAAAUGUCAAUGGACUCACGGGCACGCAUGGUGUUUGCAGCUGCAGUGGAAGCUGUGCAGCCAGACACGGUGGUCCGGCAGAGCAUAGAGCGCAAGGAGGACUUGGUCAUUAUCAAUGGUCACAAAUUUACACUCAAACACAACCUGCAUUUGGUGGGCUUUGGAAAAGCUGUGCUGGGUAUGGCUGCCGAGGCAGAGAGGAUUAUGGGGGAUCAUUUAGUCAAAGGAGUAAUAAGCGUACCUCAUGGGAUGCAGCAGACUUUACAGCAGCAUGGCAAAGACCACCUCUUGUUAAAAGAAAACAGUCGCAUCAGAGUAAUGGAGGGAGCUAAACACAACUUGCCUGAUGUUGAUGCCCAUCAGGCCGCUGAAGGGAUCAAGCAGUUAGCCAGUGAACUGACGGAGAAAGACCUGCUACUUGUACUGAUUUCAGGUGGAGGCUCUGCGCUAUUACCUGCACCCAUCCCACCAAUCUCGUUGCAAGAGAAACACGAUGUUACUCGCAAACUUGCAGGUGCUGGUGCUACUAUUCAAGAACUGAACACUGUGCGACGCGCCCUGUCUUUAUUAAAGGGCGGAGGGCUUGCGCAUUAUGCUCACCCUGCACAGGUGGUUUCACUAAUAUUGUCCGAUGUAAUUGGGGACCCUCUGGACUUGAUAGCCAGCGGCCCAACAGUGCAGAGUGAGGUGUGGCCUGAAGAAGUUUUGUCAGUCCUUGAACGUUACAAACUGUUGAACUCUCUGCCAGCCUCAGUGAAGGAUGUCCUUGGGAGACCAAGUCCCAAGUGGAGGGAGAAAACAGAUGAAUCCAAUACAUCAGGGAAUGUUCUCAACUCUGUGAUUGGCUCCAACAGCGUUGCCCUCAAGUGCGCAGGUCGUCGUGCUCGAGAGUUAGGUUUCCGCCCUGUUGUGCUUGCACUAGGAGUGUGUGGGGAUGUAAGGUCUGUCUCCAGACUAUACGGCCUCCUGGCCCGCUUUGCCUGUUCUGAAGAGGAACCUCCUCCAGAGAUUGCUGCUGAGCUGCUGAGGCUGGGGCCUGAAGUAGGUGUGGAGAGCUGGGACCUCUGCCGUACCAUGCAAGUCUUGGAUGAAGGGCGUACAGAAGGAUGGGGUUCCACGUGUCUGUUAGCUGGAGGUGAGCCCACUGUGGAGCUGACAGGCAAGGGCCGAGGUGGUCGAAACCAGGAGCUGGCUCUGCGAGUAGCACUGGAGCUGAGAGGCCUGAAGCUCCCACCUAACGGUCCGGUCUUCCUGAGUGGUGGAACUGAUGGUCAGGAUGGACCCACUGAGGCGGCAGGGGCCAUCACUGAUGGGGGAUUGUAUGAAGAGGCACACGCACAGGGGCUGGACAUCGACAACAUCCUUACCAACAAUGAUUCUUACACUUUCUUUUCACGUCUUUCUGCUGGGCAGCGCUUACUUGUGCCUGGCCUAACCUGCACCAAUGUGAUGGAUGUGCACAUGCUACUUAUUCCACCAAUUCCCAUUAACAUAAGAUAAAGCACACAAAAUAAAAUGAUCCAAGUCCAGUGGAUCUGGAUAAAUAAAGUUCUCUAUCAGAUUAUCUGACUUGGCAUUGUGGUUCCUGUUUUUUUGACUACACAGACAUUAUUAGCAUUAUGGGAACAAAAGACUUAUAAUUAUUAAUAACUUUCUUAGUGGAAAUAGUGGAUUUGCUGAUUAUUGCAUUUUAAAUCACUGCAAACGUUUUCUUUACAAAUCAGCUCUAGUUAUUGCAGAGUGUCUCUGACAUCAGUAUUUUCAAACACAACACAUUUAAUAUCAAUCAAGCAUUUGCACAAAACUUGCAGUCGUAGUAUCUCCCAGCUUUGUUGCUGGCCUCUUCAGGUAUGUCAAGGUAUCUAAAAUAUGCUGAUGAUUAUGUUCAUUGUUAAACAUUUCUGUAAAUAAACACUGUAGAGCAUGUGUUGUCUUUACCAUUACAUCAGUAUUAAGUGUCAGUUAUAAUAGCAGAUUAUGAGAUGGCUCAUACAAUGCACAUAGAAAGUAUACAACCCCCCCUUUGAAUUUCUCAUGUUUUAUUAUUGUACAUUAAAUCUUAGUGAAUAUAACUACACUUUUUGA
Molecule: messenger RNA, 2463 nt
Organism: Cottoperca gobio
Lineage: Eukaryota; Metazoa; Chordata; Actinopteri; Perciformes; Bovichtidae
Gene: glyctk
Product: glycerate kinase
Exons: 6
Coding region: 304-1878 (524 amino acids)
Biological process (GO): protein phosphorylation
Cellular component (GO): cytoplasm
Molecular function (GO): glycerate kinase activity
Source: RefSeq, a predicted model, not a curated record